This is a messenger RNA of Fomitopsis serialis, 1291 nucleotides long. RefSeq lists its product as uncharacterized. The coding region runs from base 145 to 957 and encodes 270 amino acids. The transcript is spliced from 3 exons. NCBI's taxonomy places the organism in Eukaryota, Fungi, Basidiomycota, Agaricomycetes, Polyporales, Fomitopsidaceae. The record is from RefSeq and is a predicted model, not a curated record.
CGGCUGAACGAAGAACGCAGCUGCAGCACUACCAACAGCAGACUGUGACAACUGUCCUCUCUCAUCAUUGACGACUGAACUUCGCCGACUUCUGCUCUGCUGUCGCCGCAACGUUGUCGGAUAUCUUGGUGCCUUUCUAUCAACAUGUUCAAGUUCCACGCAGGCGCUUUUCGUGCUUUACAGGUCCAGGCCAGUGCACACUCGCUCAGGCAACCUGGGAUACAUCCCGGGACGACACUUGCACGACCUACAAGGGCUAUCUCUCGUGCAUUUGCAUCUCUUGGCCGCACUCAGGUCCUCGAAAGACACGUGCACCACCCUGCCCGAACAUGCUUCGGUCGUCCUUGCGCUGCCUUCAGUAGCAGCGCCCCCUCUCGCGCAGCGAAAGAUUCGUCCGUGCCGCUUGACGACGUGCCGAUGGUGGAGAACCCGACGGCAGAGCAGACGCUUGACGUGUUCGAGGGCCUAGCCCGCACGCAGUCCCAGGAUCUCGUCCCGGGACUGUACUCCGACCCGAGCCAUUACUGCGCUGCGGUCGUGAGGAACACCAUGAUCAUCGGGCAUUUUCUCUCGACGGUCGACAAAGACGAGUUCCGCUCGGGCACAGAUAUCGCGCCUGAGUCGCCAAUCGCUCGGGGGCGCGCUGCGCUCAUGCUUACCGCGCGCACCGCGCACCGGUGGAUGCAGGAGGCAUUCCCGCCGCACUCGCCGCCUGCGGACCAAGACAUCGCGGAGGCGAUGAUGUACUUCUCUAUGAAUGACCGCCUCAUGGACGUCUACGAGGCGGGCGGUCCCGAGCCCGUCCCACAGUGGCAGGACAUCUGCGACGUGAUCUUGCUGGCGUACUUUCACGCGCUGCCCGCGCUGAAGAGGGUUGCGGGCCCGAUGCCGGACAAGUUGGUCAUUUAUGAUGCGGUGCUGUCGAAGAAGGACACUGGGGGCGAGGGUGGUGCUUAGGUAUGCCUCCUGCGACAACUUUCGUGGUGUUGUGUGUGCCCAGUGUGACGGACUAGUAUGUCAAUACUGGUGUCUGAUUAUCCCGUACCGUGAUAGACUGCUUUCCGUAGGAUCAUCUUGAGGUCAUAGCGACGGGGGAGUCUUCCCCUGCUAAGAUGGCACCCUGAGCUUUGCUGUCCGCCAGCUGACCUUGAAUCUAGUCAUCGCCUAGGAAUGGGUUCACACAUGACUCGAUGGACGGAAGCUAGCGGCGCAGGGAGGCGCCGACUCCUAGUACAUCAAGUCGCUGAGCAGGUCACACGUCUCCUGGCCCCGUUAUUCGACCAAUGAACCG